CAAUUUUCAACCUGAGUGUAUGCCGAAACCGACAAAUACAAAGGCACCCUCACCGGAGAGUCUCGCACCAUCAAACGGAUUCCUGAUGCAACUUUCGGUCUCUCGAUGAUCCCAACGGGCUCUCCUGAGUCCCAACCUGCUUUCGGUCUCGAUAAACAGCUGUGCGAAGACCAGCUCAACUUACUUUAUGCCGAAUUUGGAUUUGCUGUAGACCCCCGAAUGGAUCGUGAUGAUACCAGCCUCAUAUUCCCGUGGGGCGUGUACGAGGCCAAAGGAUGGGCAGGAGACUGUAGAGAGGCACGAAGUCAAGCGCUCGCUGCCGGAGCUGCGUAUCUUGAUAUGCUAGACUGUCUGGCUCGUACACCUGACUCAAGUGGCUAUCCUACGGCCUACCAAACACAUGAAAGCCGCAAUUUCCAAGUAUUCGCUCUAACCUCAUAUGGCGCUCAGUGGCAUAUUAAUGUGGGAUACCGACGACCUCGAGAGAAAGUAGAUACUGAAUGUGCUGAUUGGGUCCACCCGGUUCACGUUGAAAAUGGGCGAGUGAGCGACUACGUAUACAUCUUCCAAAGAGUCUGGAGCGGCCGCGUCGUCAACCAAAAGCGAGCGUACGAGCUUCUGACAUUAAUUGACCAGAUCCAAGAUUGGGCUACGCAUAAACACCGAGACUUCGUAACUCGUCACUUGGUGCCAUGGACCCGAUUAGGCAGGAGAUGGCAAAUUGACCGAGUUUGGACAUUUGAUCCAGACGACGAGCGCUCAAGUCGCCAGAGAGUGUACAGUGAGGACCCUCAGGGAGAGGCAAGGCGAAGAUCUAGCCACAGAAGCUCGAUGAACAUUAAUUUCCUUCUUGCCAAAUACAAGGGCUUGAACCAAGCUACACGCUUCAAACUACAAGCUAAGGCGGAUAGAAUAUACGAUAGAAGAGGUGGGCAUGGAAUUGAUAUGAAGCAGAGGUGGAAGUUGCUAAAGAAAAUGAUCCGUCAAGAAGCACACCGCCGAUGUAAUAGCCCGUAUAGGGCCCGCGGUCGUGAUUGAUCGAUGGUGCUUCUUUGCGAGAGUUCACCUGGAACACUCGAAUGAAUUCACUCAGCUUUUGAAGCUCGACAGAGGUCGUCUUCACGUUUCCGUUUUGAGAGCACUGCAAAAUCCGAGUCUGUAUUCGCUCUCAAGGUAGAUUUCUCUUAGGUUCAUCCAGCCAAUAUUGCAGGCAUGUAUCUUCCCGAACACUUUAUAUGGGCAAUGCCCAGGAAACGCUCAUUAAAAAAGCUCGAUAUGGCACAAAAAGUAGCAAUGGUCCCUUCGAAUGUUGCUGAGAGGAUGUCCUCACUAUAUAUCACGUGACAUCUUUCACCUCUGCAAUGAGUAUAUACUGCGGGAUAUCCUUACACUAUCAACGACGAC
This is a messenger RNA of Mytilinidion resinicola, 1404 nucleotides long. RefSeq lists its product as uncharacterized. The transcript is spliced from 2 exons. The coding region runs from base 106 to 1038 and encodes 310 amino acids. The record is from RefSeq and is a predicted model, not a curated record. NCBI's taxonomy places the organism in Eukaryota, Fungi, Ascomycota, Dothideomycetes, Mytilinidiales, Mytilinidiaceae.